Molecule: messenger RNA, 164 nt
Organism: Dentiscutata erythropus
Lineage: Eukaryota; Fungi; Glomeromycota; Glomeromycetes; Diversisporales; Gigasporaceae
Source: the annotation of a GenBank genome assembly
ACUCAUAUGUGGCUCCUGCAACCAAUACACAAUACUAUAAAGCUAAUUCACCAAACGAAGACAGUAGAAAAGCUAGAAAGAAAAACGAAUACGACGACUGCAACAACUUGCGCAAAGUUUCGAAUACAUUUUCACCAGAUGAACGACACUUUCCAGAGAUAUAG